Arxiozyma heterogenica is the source of this 2589-nucleotide messenger RNA. RefSeq names its product SUMO ligase NFI1 (gene NFI1). The coding region runs from base 1 to 2589 and encodes 862 amino acids. Gene Ontology annotation, molecular function: SUMO ligase activity; zinc ion binding. Gene Ontology annotation, cellular component: chromatin. The transcript has a single exon. The record is from RefSeq and is a predicted model, not a curated record. NCBI's taxonomy places the organism in Eukaryota, Fungi, Ascomycota, Saccharomycetes, Saccharomycetales, Saccharomycetaceae. Gene Ontology annotation, biological process: protein sumoylation.
AUGGCACCCCCUGCAUCAUCUAGUUCUAAUCCAAGCAGUAAUGGCGGGUUGACUAGGGAAAUUAAUUAUGCUAUAGACGCCAUGAAACAACUGAAAGUUUCCGAGCUAAAAGAAUUAUGUAGAAGUACAAACUUGCCCCUGUCUGGGCGUAAAAUAAACUUACAAGAAAGAAUCAUCCAGUUCAUUAAAGAUUCAAUGUCAAUAGGCCAUAUUGAUCCAUGGAGACCUAAAUCAAUCGUGUUAUUAAUUCAAAUGAUUUAUCAAUCCAAGGAGUUACCCUCGUACUUUGAUAUUUGGUCCGAAGUCAAGAGUGGGAAAUAUCCAACGCCUAUCAUUCGAAUACUUGGAGAUGCCGGAAUAAAUAUACAAUCCCAAACUUCAACUACCAAAACAACCACAAUUACUCCAGCCAAUAAUAGUCAUAAUACUAACACCAAUACAAGAUCAUCUUCCAAAUCAAAUAGUAAAAAAAUAACAAAUGAUUCUGUACCCUUCAAAUUACCCCCAUUUUAUAAUAUACAGAUGGAAAUACCGAAAUCAUCAUAUCGAUUAGUUAAGGCACCUGGAAGAGGUGUUGGAGCAGUAAGAUUCACUUUUACUGGUCAUGAAUGGUUAAAACUACAAAAUGAUACCAAAAAAUACAAACUUUAUUUAUUCUGUUGGCCAGCAACCUCACAAUAUCAUUCGAAUCCACAUAAUCAUUAUCAUAAUAAAGAAGUAAUUGCAUUCCCAUCACCAAAUGAAAUCCUAUUUAAUGGAAUCAAAAUAACAGAUAAUGUCAAGGGGCUAAAGAAUAAACCCGGUACGGCAAAACCCGCCAAUUUGACACCACAUAUUAGACCACCACCACAGAUAAAUACAUUAGAUUUAAUCUAUGCUUACACUACAAGUGAUUUCCAAAUGGCGUGUUACAUCACAGAAUUCAUCUCACCGGAGGAAUUACUUCAGAAUAUCGUAUUUAAACAUCCAAAAAUAUCUAAGAAAUCCACCUUAAAUUAUAUUAAAAAGAUUAUGAAUGAGGAAGAUGAAGAUGAAUUAAUAACUACUUCCACUGUUCUAAGUCUACAAUGUCCAAUUUCUUAUACAAGAAUGAAAUACCCCGCUCAAUCACGUCUAUGCCAACAUUUACAGUGUUUUGAUGCGUUGUGGUAUCUACAUUCACAGUUACAAGUACCGACGUGGCAAUGUCCCGUCUGUUCAGUCACCAUACCUUUAGAGAAUCUGGUGCUAUCUGAAUAUGUAGAUGAAAUUUUAAAAAAUUCCGAUGAAGAUGUAGAACAAGUUGAGUUAUCUUCUGAUGGGUCAUGGAAACCAUUUAUUGAAGACGAAGUUGCUUUGAAACAAAACAAUGAUAGAUCAAAUCAAAAUGAUGGAUCAGAUGAGACAGCCCCAGUAAAAAAAGAAGUAUCAAAUGAUGUAUUCAACAGUGAUAGUCACAAUAACACAAAUAUUCAUGAACCUGUUGUUAUAUCCUUAGAUAGCAGUGAAGAUGAGGAUGGUGAAGAAGAAGAACAAACAACACAGCACGGACUUACAAUGAAUAAUACAUCCGACUCAGUACUUCCUACAACAACUGAGAUAUCAAGAGAAAUCUCCACCAAUGAAUCACCUGAGAAUACCAAUGAAACCAAUGAAGCUGAUUUACCUUUAUCCCAAUAUAGAAGAACUUCCACUAAUGCUAACGAUGCCCCGGUACCUUCUUUAAUAUCUGGUUCAUUAUUAGGGUUAGGAAAUGGUUCGCAAACCCAACAAACAAAUAUAAACACAUCAGUUAAUCCAGUGAAUCCAAGAUUACCCCCUGUUCUUACUACUCUGUCAGAUCAAUCUAAAACUAAUCCUAUACAAUCCCUUACUAUACCAUCUACAAUACAAUCAUCUACCUCCAGUAUACCAGCCAAUGUAUCAAUUAAUAAGUCUUCCUCUUUGUUUGUACCUACUAAUCCAUCGCCAACAAUAAAUGACAAUGGUUCUAACAAUAUCCUAGGUAUUGGUGGUAAUUUACCAAUGUUAAAUUUAUCACAAAACAUUCAACCGCCAAUUGUGAAUCCAUUUUUAAACAAUAACAACAGCAACAAUAAUAAUGUCUAUAUUCCAUCCUCCAUAAACAAUUCUACGAAACCUUUACCUUUGUUAGCCAAUACCUUCCCCAGAAAUGAUAACAACUUUUCAAAUAUAUCUACAGUUCCAAUUCCUUCAGAGACCAAUCAACGACCUAUUGCUGUCCCCCAUUCCAGAAAUACUAAUCCAAGAAGGUCUAGGACAGAAGUAUCUCCAUUCAUACCAAGAAAACAAUUCCCUCCGCCACUAAACGUACUUCCACGGAAAAGAUCAGGUAUCAAUAACAACGAAUCUGUGAGAAGGAAAGACGUUUCACCAGACAACAACAACAACAGCAACAGCAACAACAAUAAUAAUGAUCAAUAUAAUUCCAAUAUUAUAAUAAACCCAAUUACCAAUCAACCAUAUAAUGAUGGAAUAAUUGUUAAUAGUAAUACUACUAGCAAUAUUCCUAAUUCUUUGUUUAGGGUAAAUGCAUCUUCAAAUAAUAAUAAAAAUUCAUCGGAUGUCAUUGAUUUAACAUCAGAUUGA